AUGCUCGAGUGCUUUAAUUCAAAGGUGUAAUUUUAUUGCCAUUACGGCCAUUCCCAAAGAAUUUAUGAGACUGAUAUUUAAUAUAAUUUCUAAGUUAAGGGAUCUAUUGCUUAGCAUUAACUUUAGCUAAAAUACUUAAAUAAUACUUAAACCAUUCAAAAUUUCACUUUUAGUUUUGAUUUGUCUGAAGAUUUUUGCUUUGAUAAUUUAAGUAUAAAGAUUGAUGAAAAGAUAAUUAACUGUCUAGUUAAAGAGAAGGAGGAAGCAAAAGAAGAAUAUAAAAAUGCUUUAAGAUAAGGAAAAACUGCUGCAUUAGGCUCUUUUUAAGGUUAGAGAGGGAACUUUUAAGUUUAAGUAGGAAAUAUAGAGAAUGAUUAAGAAUUCUUGAUUUGCUUCAACUGUAUAGAAUAAUUAACUUUUCAAGGUGAAUAUUACAAAAUGACUUUACCAUUUAGAUCCAGUGAAAAUUAAAUAUUAUUUGAGAAUCUUAAAAUAAUUGGUGAUAUUUAUGCAUAGACUGAAUAAGAUUGCAUUGUUUUAAAUGAAUUUAAUAUUUAUCAGUUUAAUAAAUUGGUUAAAUUCACAUAAGUAACAGCUUAUCAUACUGAAAUACUUGCAUAAUUUUCUAAGGAUACAUUAAAAUCCAUUUUCUAAAAUGGAUUAAAUCUAGAAUUUUUAAAAAUCAAAUAUGAUAAAUAGAAUGUCACUUUGCUUUCAAGCUAUUAAAACGAUUCUGAAAUAUCUCCAUAUUGUGUCUUACUCAAUUUUGUACCUAAUAUUGCUUAAGUCAAAAAAUAACUUUUUAGAUAAGCCUAAAAUGAAAUUGAAUUAAUGAAGGCAGAGUUUUUACUUCUUAUUGAUAGAAGCGGUUCUAUGGUAGGCUCUAAUAUAGAAACAGCUAAAUAGGCAUUGAUCUUCUUUUUGAAAUCUCUCCCAGAAGGUUCUAUCUACAAUAUCAUAUCAUUUGGUACUAACUAUACAGUAAUGUAUCCACAAUCUGUUUAAGUUAAUGAUUAAAAUUUACAAGAUUCAAUAGAUAAAAUUGAAAAAUUCUAAGCAAAUAUGGGUGGUACUAAUAUUUCUUAAGCUUUAAAAUAUUUGAUGUAUAAUCUAUAGGACUAAUAUGGAUUGAGAAAAAAGAUUUACAUAAUAACAGAUGGAGAAUUCCAAGAUUAUUAACCAGCUUUAGAAAUAGUCAAAAAGAACAAAUUCAAAUGUGAUAUUAACGCACUAUGCAUUGGCUCUUACGAAUUUUUAUAUGCUACAUAAAUUUUAAAUGAAACGGGUGGUAAUUUUUAGAAAGUAACUGAUACCUCCUAAAUUAUUUCUUAAGUAAUUUAAUUACUUAAAGACUCAUUUGAAAAUUUCAAUGGUGUAUAAAUGAGUCUGAUAUCAGAUCAUGAUGAUAGCAUAAAUUGUAUUGUUCCUGAUCCUUAGCAAAUAUGCUAUAUCGAUACAUCUAAAACUUUGAGAUUUUAUAUUUUCUUAAAUAGAAAGCUAGAAGAAGUGCAAUAAAUAAAAUUUAAACUGAUAACUACUUACUAAGGUAGCUAGAAAACAGAAGAUGAGUAUAUUGUUGAUAUUAAAGACCAAAUUUCAAACGAAUUUGCACAUAUUCAUAAGAUGGGUCUAUAUCAGUUAAUUAGAUAAGUGAUUAUUAAUUAGUAAAGAAAAUGUGAAAAUGUGUUUGAUGACAUUUCUAAUGCCAUGAAACCUUCUUAAGAUAAGAUGAUAGAAUUGCUCAAGAAUGAAGCUAUCAGGUAUUAAAUCUUAUGUGAGUAUACUGCAUUUAUAGGUAGUGAAUAUUAACUAUAAGAAGAAGUCAUUGAAGGAAAAAGAGAUGAUAUAGAAUAUUUGAUAUAUUAAAGUAAUUUAAAUAUUUCUAAAGCAUCAAAAUGUUUAUCAAUCGCAAGAAACACACACUAAAAAGCAAGUUGUUGUGGAGGUGGUAGUUAUAGUUAUUAAAAUAAAAGCAGUAAUUAUAUAUCUUAGACUCCCAGUAAUAUUUUGUUAUAAAAUAAAACAAAUGAAGAUACAACUAGAUAUAAUAAUGGAUAGAUAGAUAAUUAUUCAAAAGUAAUACAACUUUAAAAAGCAUCUGGGUUGUGGUAAUAUUCUGAGAAUUUAAUUGGGCUUCUUGAUCUUAGUGCGGAUUAAGUAAAUCAACUAAAUCCAAUAAAAGAUACCAUUUAAUAAAAUCAAGACAUUUGGAUGACAAUAGUAGUUACAUAUUGGCUGUAAAAAUUCCACUAAAAAUUAUCAAAUUAACAUCAAUAUAUUUUGCUGAAAGCUUACAAAUAAAUUGAUAGAUUUAAAAAAUAAAAUGAUAUUGAAGAACCAGUUAUUCAACUAGAAAAGCUUUUUGAAAACUAUUAAUUAUUAAAAUCAUGA
Tetrahymena thermophila SB210 is the source of this 2391-nucleotide messenger RNA. Its product is annotated as type A von willebrand factor domain protein. The record is from RefSeq and is a predicted model, not a curated record. The transcript is spliced from 7 exons. NCBI's taxonomy places the organism in Eukaryota, Ciliophora, Oligohymenophorea, Hymenostomatida, Tetrahymenidae.